AUGCCGAAUAAGGUGAAGGAUUUGGAAGUGGGCACUUCGCCGGGUUACAUAAAAGCAGCUUACUAUUUGCUUUCAUCAAUGAAUCAGACUGUUAAUCCAUGUGAUGAUUUUUUUGAAUAUGCUUGUGGACGUUGGGUAUCUGAGCAUCCGAUUCCAAGUGAUCUUGGUGCGUAUGAGGUUUCUGCAUCAAUUCGUGAGAAAGUAGCGCUUAAAAUGAAAGAACUCUAUGAUUCAAAACAGUCAACGACUUCAAAAGCAAUGGAUACAGUAAAAACGAUAUAUAAAACCUGCAUGGAUACUAAUCGAUUGCAAAGUAUGAAAGGGCGAGAAAUUGCUGAGGCCAUUGAGUACCUUGGUGCAUGGCCAAUGGUAUAUGGAGGUAAGUGGUCUGAAACGAAAUUCGAUUUCACAGAAACAAUGAUUCGAAUUGCACAGACGCGAUCUUCUAGCAUUUUAAUGAAUAUCUAUGUGUCAUCUGAUCAAAAAAAUGUUUCAAGACGUUUAAUUCAUAUUGAUCAAGGAAGACUUGCACUUGGUUUUGGCACUAGAGAAUACUAUUUGAAGGAAAAGAAUUAUGCAUCGCAAUUGGAAGCUUAUAAAAAAUAUAUUAUUGACAAAGCAAUGUUAAUCUCACGUGAUGUUGGAUCAUCGAAGAAACGAAAUGAAAUUGAAAAAGAGGCUGAUGAUAUCAUCAACUUUGAGAAGAAGCUUGCUAAGAUUAUGGUUGCUGAGGAAAACCGAAGGAAUUAUACUUUGCUGUAUCACCAAUAUCAUCUCAGUGAUCUGUCCCUCUUCAUGGCAGAGAUGAACUGGAAGAAGUACUUUCAAACUGUGGUUCCUUCUGAUCUACACUGGUAUCUCAACGAAAAUCCAAUUAUCAACGUUAUUGACGUGGAAUUCUUAAAACAACUUGAUAAACUAGUAAAGGUAACACCUAAACGAACAUUAGCAAACUAUAUGAUAUGGCUUUAUACAUCAACAUGGAAUUUUCAACUGGAUGAACGAUAUGACGACAUUCACCAGGAGUUCCUUCGCUCCAUCAUCGGAAAACAGAUGAAGUCACCGCGAUGGAAGGUCUGCAGUCAAAUAGCUGUAGAACGAAUGGGUUAUGCUUCAGGAGCUUUAUAUGUCAAAUCCUUCUUUAACGAAGCUGAUAAACAAGCAGCACUUGAAAUGGUGAACCUUUUAAAGGAUGCCUUCAAAGAAAUGUUAGAAGAAUGUAAUUGGCUACAUGAAAGCACCCAACAGAAAGCAUUAAAAAAGAUCAAUGAAAUGUUAACUUUGAUCGGCUAUCCAGAAUUCAUUCGAAAUAUCAAAGACCUUGAUGAAUACUACAGCCUAUUGCAUAUUUAUUCUAACGAUACAUUCGCCCAAAUUAUAACAAAGAUAUCACGCUGGUCGUUGGAACAGUCAUACCGAAGAUUGAUAAAACCUGUCAAAAGAACGGAAUUUAGCGCCCCAGCAUCGAUUGUGAAUGCUUUUUAUUCAUCGCUGAAAAAUGCUGUUGUAUUCCCUGCAGCCAUCCUUCAAGCGCCAUUUUUUGAUCGAACUUUCCCGAAGGCAAUGAAUUUUGGUGGCAUUGGAUCGGUUAUCGGACAUGAAAUAAUUCAUGGAUUCGAUGAUCGAGGAAGUCAGUUUGACCAUCAGGGUAACCUGCGCGACUGGUGGGAUAGUGUUACAAAGGAAAAUUUCAAGCAAAAAAAAGAUUGUUUCAUGAAGGAAUACAAUAAUUACGUAAUCCCUGGAACAGAUUUACACAUCAAUGGUCUGCGCACAUUGGGUGAAAAUAUUGCAGACAACGGUGGAAUUAAAGAAGCCUUCCGAGCCUAUAGAAAUUACAUCAAGAAAAUUGGUCACGAGGAGAAACGCUUGCCAGGACUCGAACAUCUCGAUAUGAAUCAAAUAUUCUUUCUAAGUAGUGCACAGAUGUGGUGUGGACAUUCAAGACCAGCUGCAUUAAUCAGACAAGUACUAACCGAUCAACAUGCGCCACUCCGAUUACGUGUUAAUGGCGUAGUUGUCAAUCAACCUGGUUUCGCAGAAGCCUUCAAAUGUCCACCAAAUUCACCAAUGAACCCAAUAUCAAAGUGCUCAUUAUGGUAA
Brugia pahangi is the source of this 2103-nucleotide messenger RNA. The record is from the annotation of a GenBank genome assembly. NCBI's taxonomy places the organism in Eukaryota, Metazoa, Nematoda, Chromadorea, Rhabditida, Onchocercidae.